AAAAAAAAAAAAAAAAAAACUUUUAUUACAUGUAUUUAUUAAUUUGUGUAUGAGUGUGUAUUGGAGGUGGGGGCUGUGCCACACAGCAUACUUGUGAAGGUCAGGGUACAGCUUUCAGGAAUCGGCCUCCUUCCAUCCUCUGGGUCCCAGGGACUGAACUCAGAUUGUCAGACGCUGUCGCAAAAGUCUUUCCGGGUUAAACCCAACACUCUAGUUCUUUUGACUCUACAGUGCCAAGUGGUGUCGUUUCCAAACCUUUGUGACUCUUUCCUGCACUAAAGGAAAGGAAGUGUCUGUUCCUCGGGCUGGGCUUCCUCACGGGCACCCACCUUUUGCACACCCGUCUCAUCCUAGCCUCUCAUCCGGUUACCCAGUUUGUAAUUCUGGAAGCGGAGGCCUCUCAUCUGAGUCUUCCCUGCCUCUUCCUCCCCUGAAGCACCACUUUAGGAUCGCACCCAUUCUGGUGUCUCUUUAAACUGUUCACUGUUUGCUCAACCUUUGUUUGUCGAGCUCUGUUGUCAGUGUGUCCAGUUACAGAACGUUUCCAUCAGUCUAAGAAGCUCCGGUCCUCUGUGCUUGCAAUCCAUCCGGCUUCCGACGCCAGUUCUGAGCGAUCACCGAUCCGCUCUCUACAAACUUUUCUGGGUAUUUCACGUAAAUGGAACCAUACAGCAUGUGGCUUUUGCUAUGGUUUCUUUUGCAAGAAAGAACAAGCUUCCCUCCAGUGGUGUACCAGGAGUUCCUUUUUACUGAUGAGUAAUAUUUCAUUCCACGUGUAGACAGAGCACAGUUACGAUUUAUUGCCAUUAAUUUGGGUUUCUUCGGUUUCCGUCUGUUUUGAACAAUGCUGCUGCUAUAAAUGUGGAUGUCUUUUUGUGGACGUGUGCCAUCAUUUCUCUUUGGUAGAUUCCUAGGGGUAGAAAUACUGGGCUGCCUGGGAAACUUAUAUUUACCUCUUUAUGGAGUUGCCUACCUGUUUUGGUUUUUCUCGAGCGGCUGUGUCAUCUUACACUACCAACAGCAAUAGCGCACACAGGGAUUUCUUUCUUCAUAGCUGUUACACACAUUGCUUUCCCAUCUCGUUGAUGAUACCUAUUCUAUUAGGGAAUGCUACUGGCCAUCUUUUCAGGUAGCCAUUACCCAUUCAUACAUAUUACUUGAAAGAGAAACAUUCAUUCUGUGUUUCUUUUUCUUUCUUUCUUUUUUUAUUUUUUCUCUUUCUUUCUUUCUUUCUUCCUUCCUUCCUUCCCUUCUUUCUUUCUUUCUUUUUUUUAAAGAUUUAUGCCAGGCGGUGGUGGCUCAUGCCUGUAAUCCCAGCACUCGGGAGGCAGAGGCAGGUGGAUCUCUGUGAGUUUGUCUACAGAGCUAGUCCAGGACAGGCUCCAAAGCUACCGAGAAACCCUGUCUGGAAAAACCAAACCAAAAACCAAACCAAACCAAACAGAUUUAUUUAUUUAUUAUGUACACAGAAGAGGGCGCCAGAUCUCAUUACAGAUGGUUGUGAGCCACCAUGUGGGUGCUGGGAAUUGAACCCAGGACCUCUGGAAGAGCAGUCAGUGCUCUUAACCUCUGAGCCAUCUCUGCAGCCCUAUUUUUGAUUUUUCAAGACAAGGUUUCUCUGUGUAGCCCUGGCUGUCCUGGAACUCACUCUGUAGACCAGGCUGGCUUCGAACUGAGAGAUCUACUGGCUUCUGCUUCCUGAAUGCUGGCAUUAAAGACCUGUGCCACCACUGCUUGGCCAAUUUUGUUUUGUUUUUGAGAUGGGUCUUACUGUGUAGCUCUGGCUGGCCUGGAACUCAGAGAUACACCUGCCUCUGCCUUUUGAGAACUAGGAUUAAAGGCAUGUACCACGAUGCUCAGUUUAUAGCCCAGUUUUAAUUGGGUUACUUAUGUCUUUAUUAUUGGUAUUUAAGAGUUCUUUAUAACUGAGGGAUGGUGGCACAGGCCUUUAAUUCCACCACUCAAGAGGCAGAGGCAGGCAGAUCUCUGUGAGUUAGAGGCCAGCCUGGUCUACAAAGAGAGUCCAGGACAGCCAGGUCUGUUACACAGAGAACCCCUGUCUUGAAAAAUCAAAAACAAAACAAAAAAGUUCUUUAUGUAGUCUACAUACAGUAUCUAUAAUGAAAUAAAUGAAAUAGAUAAUUUACAAGUAUUUUUCCUUGGUUUUUGCAACAUAUACAUUCUAAAUGAAUACAUUCAAUUAAUUUUUUUCUUUAAAAAAUCUUUUGCAAGCCCAGUGGUGGCAUAAGACUUUAUCUUACUUGAGAGGCAGAGGCAGGCAGAUCUCUGAGUUCAAGGGCAGCCUGGUCUACAGAGAGAAUUCCAGGACAGCCAGGGGUACACAGAAAUUCUGUUCCAAAAACCAAAAUAAAUAAAUAAAUAUCCUUUGCCUAACCCAAGGUUACAGAUUUCCUUCAUUUUUUUUGUUUUUGUUUUUGUUUUUGUUUUUGUUUUUCGAGACAGGGUUUCUCUGUGUAGCUUUGCGCCUUUCCUGGGACUCACUUGGUAGUCCAGGCUGGCCUCGAACUCACAGAGAUCCGCCUGGCUCUGCCUCCUGAGUGCUGGGAUUAAAGGCGUGCGCCACCACCGCCCGGAUGUUUUUGAUGUUUUAUUGUGACUUUAUCUAAAAUUUUAUAGGUUCAGUUCUGAUAUUUAGGCUUAUGGUCUAUUUUUUCUGGUUUCCUUGUUUAUGUUUUUGAAAUAGGGUCUCUCUACAUAGCUUGGCUGUCCUGGAACUCACUAUGUAGACCAGGCCAGCCUUGAACUCAUAGAGAUCCACUUGCUUUUGCCUCCUGAGUGCUGGAAUUAAAGGCAUACACCACCGUGCGUGGCUAUGAUUUUUUAAUGAUUAUUUUUAUUUAUGUGUGUGUUUAUAUCUGUACAAGUACAUGUGUAUACAGGUGCCUGUGGGAACCAGAAGAAGGCAUCAGAUCUCCUGGAGCCGGUUACAGGCAGUUGUGAACCUUUGAAUGUCCACUUCCUCUGGAUGGAAUCCUGGGGCAGGAGAGAAAUGGAUCAGAGGCUAAGAGCACGUGAUGACCUUCCAGAGGACCCAAACUGCCUGCCUGCCUGUGGUUCGGCUGGAGGAGACCUGCAGGAACCCACGAAGCUGGGAGGUGGCCCGCAGCUGCCUUUGAUCUCGGUCUCUCAGCCCCUCUUCCAGAUCCCCCGAUGUUUGCUGAGGGCUGAACCAGAAAGCUGGAGUUACUGCUGGAACAGGGAUCUCUUGCACCCGGGCCACAACGGUCGCCAGAUCACCGUGGCCCCUCCCACUAGGCCACCUUGCCACUCUUAGAUUUGAAACGGGGCAGCCUGCUCUUUUUGACUCUUCCCCGCCUCUGCCCAGGCACCUGCUCUCUCCCCUGGCACCUGCUGCCCAGUAGGAAGGGCAAGAGCAAUCCCAGGCAGUGCAUUGUGAGGAGUCUCCACCCCUCCUCCAGCGCUUCCUUCUCCAGGGCGCCUCUCAGGCCCCGCCCUCACCUGCCCAAGAUAAUUUUAGUUUUCCUGAGCCUGGAAUCUGGAUACGCAGGGUUCUCUCCAUAUUCUCCCGCCUCAACAUCCAAAGGCGCGAUACCCUCCUAACCACCUGUAGAGAAGAGAGAGUGGAUUUGAACUCAAAUCCAAGUGUUUGGGAUCCCUAGACAGAGCCUGACUUUGGGCCCGGUGUCCGGCUCCUUCUGCUGGAGUUCCUCCAGGUGCCAUGGAACUGGAUCUGAGCCCGCCUCAUCUCAGCAGCUCCCCGGAAGAUGUGUGCCCAGCUCCUGGGACCCCUCCCGAGACUCCUCCACCCCCUGAUAACCCUCCAUCAGGGGAUGUGAAGCGGUCCCAGCCUCUGCCCAUCCCAAGCAGCAGGAAACUUCGAGAAGAGGAGCUUCAGGCGACCUCUCUACCCUCCAUCCCCAACCCCUUCCCUGAGCUCUGCAGCCCACCUUCACAGAAACACAUUCUUGGGGGUUCCUCCGGUGCAAGGGGGUUGCUUCCUCGAGAUUGCGGCCGCCUUCACGUGGUGAAGGUGUACAGCGAGGAUGGGGCCUGCCGGUCUGUGGAGGUGGCAGCGGGUGCCACAGCUCGCCAUGUGUGUGAAAUGCUGGUGCAGCGAGCUCACGCCCUGAGUGAUGAGUACUGGGGCCUGGUGGAGUGUCACCCCUAUUUAGCACUGGAGCGGGGUGUGGAGGACCAUGAGUUCGUGGUGGAGGUGCAGGAGGCCUGGCCUGUUGGUGGAGAUAGUCGCUUUGUCUUCCGCAAAAACUUCGCCAAGUAUGAACUGUUCAAGAGCCCCCCACAUACCCUGUUCCCAGAAAAGAUGGUCUCCAGUUGUCUGGAUGCACAAACAGGCGUAUCCCAUGAAGACCUCAUCCAGAACUUCCUGAAUGCUGGCAGCUUCCCCGAGAUCCAGGGCUUCCUGCAGCUUCGGGGAUCCGGCCGGGGGUCAGGCCGAAAGCUGUGGAAACGAUUCUUCUGCUUUCUGCGUCGAUCUGGUCUCUAUUACUCCACCAAGGGCACCUCCAAGGACCCGAGGCACCUACAGUAUGUGGCGGAUGUGAAUGAGUCUAAUGCGUAUGUGGUGACCCAGGGCCGCAAGCUCUAUGGGAUGCCCACAGAUUUCGGCUUCUGUGUCAAGCCCAACAAGCUUCGAAAUGGCCACAAGGGGCUCCACGUCUUCUGCAGUGAGGAUGAGCAGAGCCGUACCUGCUGGCUGGCUGCCUUCCGUCUCUUCAAGUAUGGGGUGCAGUUAUAUAAGAAUUACCAGCAGACUCAAUCUCGUCAAUUGCGCCUAUCCUACUUGGGGUCUCCGCCCUUGAGGAGCGUUUCAGAUAAUACCCUAGUGGCCAUGGACUUCUCUGGCCAGGCUGGGCGUGUCAUUGAGAACCCCCGGGAAGCUCUGAGUGCUGCCAUGGAGGAGGCCCAGGCCUGGAGGAAGAAGACAAACCACCGUCUGAGCCUGCCCACCCCAUCCUCUGGCUCCAGCCUUAGCGCAGCCAUCCACCGUACCCAGCCCUGGUUCCACGGACGCAUUUCCCGGGAGGAGAGCCAGCGGCUAAUUGGACAGCAGGGACUGGUGGACGGUGUGUUCCUGGUCCGGGAGAGUCAGCGCAACCCACAGGGCUUUGUCCUUUCCUUAUGCCACCUGCAGAAAGUCAAGCAUUACCUCAUUCUACCGAGCGAAGACGAGGGCUGCCUCUACUUCAGCAUGGACGACGGCCAGACCCGAUUCACAGACCUGCUGCAGCUGGUGGAAUUCCACCAGCUGAACCGAGGCAUCCUGCCCUGUGUGCUACGCCACUGCUGUGCCCGUGUGGCCCUCUGAGGCCACAUGAGCCAUCAGAGCCCGUGGAGCUGCCUGCUACCCUUCCAUUCAGUGGACUUGACGCAGGUGGGUGGGAUGAUGAACAGCUGAAGCGCUCUCCCAUCCCACUUCUGUUUCUUUACCUCCCUCAGGCAACAGAACAUCCCCCAACCCUGUCCAUCCCUGACGCCUGUCCCCAAGGGAGGCAUUUGUGGUCCUAUCCUCAGGAGCUCCUGAGGCACUAUUCCAGUGAGGGGCAUUGUGUGAGAAGUAGGGGCAGCCCAGGUGGUCUCAAGCCCCACACUCUGUACAGACUAAGAGGCCAGUUGAUCUGCUCUGUUUUAUACUA
Molecule: messenger RNA, 5636 nt
Organism: Peromyscus californicus insignis
Lineage: Eukaryota; Metazoa; Chordata; Mammalia; Rodentia; Cricetidae
Gene: Grb7
Product: growth factor receptor bound protein 7
Exons: 18
Coding region: 3701-5308 (535 amino acids)
Biological process (GO): signal transduction
Source: RefSeq, a predicted model, not a curated record